UAAUACUUGUCAGACAAGACAGUAGAGGAAAGGAAGACAACACAGGAGUCUGUCCUCCAUAUUUAGGACAGUUGAAGAAAUGGCCAGCUUUACCACUGGUGCCAAGGUUCUACUACUGUUUGCAAUAGUGGCAGUGCUAGUCAAACUAGCUCAGUCUCAAUCAUGCACUCUACCAAUGUUUAAAUUUGGAGGAGGAGGUCUAAUCACUGGCAUAAAAGAACCAGGUCAAGAUGUUGGUCGACCAGAUCGGUUUCUGUGUUUGCAAAAUUUACAAGAAAGGAAUGUGGGUACUCUUACCAUGGACUGCAUAUCUGACGGUCCAGCAAUCAGGAUGUGGUUUAUUAAUGGAGUCAAGAACCCUAAUAUAAACUCAUAUACCUAUACAUUUAACAUUGAUGAUCCUGUAAAUGUUAGCUGUGUACUUAUGAAUGAGUGUGGGAACAGUACCUAUCCCGUUAUAAUUUCAAACAGUAGACCUAUAAUAAGACAUUCUGUGAUACAAGGGAGCAAUAAUGUUACCGGAGCACGCGUUGUUUGUCUCAAUCUUACAGACACUAAUCGUCCAAGUACACAAUUCUUUUGCCCUGUUGUAAAUAUAGACGAAUCCCUUGGCUUUGAAAGAAAAUGGUUUAAAGAUAUGUUUGAAGUUACUGACUCUUCAACUCUAGAAUUUCUCACUAUUGCAAUGAUUGGAAGUUACACAUGUGUUGCCAACAACUCAUGUGGAGCUGGUACUGCACGCAUUAAAGUUAACGCUUAUCCAAUUAUAAGAAAAGGGAAUGGAACAAUUUCUGCCAGUGUGGCUGACAUUGGGGCAGACCUGUGCACUACGGCUCCAAGGGCAAUGCUGAUCUGUCAUAUAUUGAAUAAUAUUGAGGGUACGAGAAUAUGGCAAAGGAAUGGCAUGACACUACCUGAGACAGGAGAGGUCCUCACUAUAACGCCUCCCACAAAUAAUGAUGAUGUGUAUACCUGCACAGUUAUGAAUGAGUGUACGCGGCAGAACAGUGUACUCCCAGAUACUGCUUCAUCAACUGUAUUCCGGAGACUGACAGCCAGUAUAACUGGUUCUAUUGAUGGUGUGACUGGUAAUGGUUGUAAUCGGCCCUCUGCCAGGGAUGUAAGCAGAGCCGAUCUUUGCCCCAGUUUUCGUGAAAGGGUGACAAUAUCCUGUACUACUACUGAGCCAUACAUUAUAUAUUUUGGACCAGCUUUUAUACAAGUUGCUGAUAACGAAGAUUAUGUGAUACCUAGUUAUAGGGAUAACGAUUCUGGGUUCUAUACUUGCAUUGCUAUGUCAGCGUGCAAUAAUGCAAGUGACAGAAUCACUACUGCACCUCUGGGCAAUGAACCUACUAUACCGCCGGAACCCCCAAGUGAACCUUGUGUGAUGCCUCCUUGUAAUAUUGCAGUUGGGGCUGAUAUCUGCAUAGCGCCAGGAUUAACUGUAAACAUAAACUGUGUUGCAAAUGGAACAGUAUCAAACUAUACGUGGGAAAAAGACGGAGUAUUCUUUUCUAACAAUCAGAAUCUCACUAAUGUUGGACCCGGUACCUAUACCUGCACUGCAAGAAAUCCCGUUGGCUCUGACAGUCAAACCUCAAAAGUUGAAGAAUUCAAUACUGUUGAAUUGGGUGCCACUAGAGAUAGUGUCAAUAGAUGCAGUCAAUUGAGAUACCCACCUCCUGCUAGAACUGACUUUUGUGCUUUUGUUGGUGACCGAGUUACACUAAGGUGUACUCCAUCGCAGCCCGAUGUGCCAACUGAAAUUAAUCCUGACGGAGAGCCUGGGGAGAAGAUAUUUAAUUCAAUACAGCUUCAAGAUUCUGGUAACUAUCUCUGCAAUGCAACAACCGAUUGUAGCACUAACACUAGCAUGAUUAACAUUCGCGUAUAUGACCCAGCUACUAUAGACAGGGGAAAGACACUUCCAGCUCCCCAAGAGAACGAGCUAGUUCAAGGUGCUGGACGCACGAGUGAAGAAGUCUGUGGAAGAGAUAAUAACAAAAUAUCUCUUCACUGUUGCUAUUCCGGUUUCGACCAGCCAACAACAAUGUGGUUAUUUAUAGCAGAGGGUAGCACACAAGCUGUUCCUAUAAAUACUAGUGAUCCUAAUAUAAUGAUUAGUGAUGAUGGGAUGAACUCUGUAUUGAUGAUCAAUCCUUUUGGGGAGGAUUAUGCUGGUACUUAUCGCUGCAACACGACCAACAUUGCCGGGACUGAUGCUGGAGAUGUCAAUGUAGUAUACAAACCCCCAGAAGAGAAGGAAUGGCUUGUUUCUACAUGGAGUAGAUGUUUCCCUGAUUGUCAUCGUGGCGUAAGGAACAGGACCGUUGUGUGUGUGACUGUUUCCAAUCGUAUGGUGAUGGACGGGUGUACUCCUCCUCCACCUCCUUCAGAAGAGCAAUGCACUGAAAGGGGACCAUGCACUGAAUGGGUGCCAGGGAAUUGGUCAGUGUGUACAAAAACUUGUGGAAUCGGCUAUCAAGUUCGCAGAGUCACUUGUAAAGCUACAUAUGAUAAUACCAUUGAACUGAACGAUUCAGAAUGUUUGACUGCACGCCCGCCUGUAUUCCGCUACUGUAACAUACAAGACUGCCCUUGUGUCGAGCCGGCAUAUUGCAGUCACUAUGUUGGUACUGAAAUGUGCUGGAGAACUGAAGUACAAAGAGACUGUUGCUGUACCUGCGGGCCAGCUCCUUGAGGAAGACACAAGAAGACAUUGAGAGUCCUGGUCUACCUUUUAAUAAGUGGUUGACCACCUCUUCACUUUUUUGAUAGUAAUGCAUGUAUGUAAACAUCUAUAUUAGUAAUGUAUGAAGUACUUCAUAAUGUGUUUGUAUUUCUCUGAAUUUAAUAUAAUUGGUUUCCAUGAUGAUUUGCGAUGGUUUAGAAGA
Amphimedon queenslandica is the source of this 2897-nucleotide messenger RNA. Its product is annotated as hemicentin-1-like. The record is from RefSeq and is a predicted model, not a curated record. Lineage: Eukaryota; Metazoa; Porifera; Demospongiae; Haplosclerida; Niphatidae. Bases 80 to 2704 code for a protein of 874 amino acids. The transcript has 13 exons.